AUGAUGUACAGUAUGAUGCACAAUAGGGAGGGGGUGGAGUUAUAUAAACAGAAUCAGCAGCACACCAGGUUUCCUCAGCAGAAGUUUCCUCAGCUCAAAUGUAUUAAUCUGAAAGCAGAAAUUUUCUUGGGCAGCGAAUAUGAGGAGAAGGUCCGUCCUUGCAUUGAUCUCAUCGACUCUUUGAGAGCCCUUGGAGUAGAAAAGGACCUUGUUUUGCCAGCAAUUGCCAUGAUAAGAGAUCAGAGCUCUGGAAAAAGCUCAGUCCUAGAAGCACUGUCUGGUGUCACUCUUCCUAAAGGCAGUGACCUUGUAGCCCAGGAUUUAAUGGCUGGCAAAGGAGUGGGCAUUAGCCAAGAACUAAUCUCCCUAGAAAUCAGCUCUCCAUAUGUUCCAGAUCUGACCCUAAUUGACCUCCCAGGGAUUGCAAGAGUUCCAGGCUGGGAAGCUGAUAAUUUCAUUCCAUUACAGAUCAUAAAACGUAUUAAAACAUAUAUUACUAAACAAGAAACCAUAAAUUUGGUGGUGGUAUCCAGUAACAUAGAUAUUGUAACUACAGAGGCCCUAAAAAUGGCUAAUGAGGGGGAGAGAACUCCAGGAGUUCUGACCAAACCAGAUUUGGUGGACAAAGGAACAGAAAGAACUGUCAUUGACAUAGUCCAAAAUUUAAGUGUUCCUCUAAGGAAGGGUUAUAUGAUUGUAAAAAGUCAUGGACAACAAGCCAUCAAUGACAAGUUGACCCUGGCUUCUGCAAUUACAAGAGAGAGAGAAUUCUUUGAAGAGCAUGAAUUUUUUAGCAUUCUUCUGGAAGAAAAAAAGGCUGCUAUCCCUCUCUUGGCAGAAAGACUUACACAGGAACUGAUGGAUCACAUUAAUAAAUCCCUGCCAAAUUUAGAAAAGCAAAUACAGCACAAACUCCAGGUUGCAAGCAGCAAGUUACAAAAGUGUGGCCUAGGCAUACCAGAGACAGCUGAAGGGAAGAUGCUCAUUCUAGUAGAGGGAAGUAUAAAUGUGGAUUUAGUAACACAUUUGAAUAAAAGGCCAAUUAGCCUUUGGAAUCAAGAGUAUAUUAGAUGUUCAACUCUUUGUAGACUGUGUGGUCAUGAAACCAAAAUCAAGCUCUUCAAUCAGGACAUCAUGAAUGCAGUGCAGGGAGAAGAGUGCUUCUGUUUUAAUGCCGUAGUGAAAGCCCUCAUGAAAGAAGAAAUUUUGAAAUUUGAAAAUCAGUAUCGGGGAAAAGAGCUCCCAGGAUUUAUCAAUUACAGAACAUUUGAGAGCAUUGUAAAAGAGCAAAUCAGGUUGCUAAUAAUUCCAGCUACUACAGUGCUGAAGAACACAACUGACCUUGUACAAGAUGCUUUUACCAAAAUUGCUGUGAAACACUUUGAUAAUUUCCUUGCUCUUCACAGACCAGCAAAGAGUAGAAUUGAAGAUGUAAAACAGAAACAAGAAGCAGCAGCUGAAAAUAUGAUUCAAACCCCGUUCAAAAUGGAAAGAAUUGUUUACUACCAGGACAGACUUUACAGUGGAGAUUUAGAGGAAGCUAGGAAGCUUCCUCAAUCUACUCAGCGUUUCUAUUUGCCUUACACUCUGGAUUCCCCAAAACAGUAUUCCAUUAACAAAAUGACUUAUCACUUGACUGCAUACUUCAAGGGGACAGGUAAUCGACUCUCCACUCAAAUUCCUUUAAUUAUUUGUUCCUAUGUCCUCCAAGACUAUGGUGAAACAUUACAGAAUGCUAUGUUGCAAGUUUUGCAAGACCAGUUCAACAUACUUCUUAAGGAGUGGAAAGACAUGUCCAGUGACAGGACCAAUUUGAGGGAAAGUAUUAAACGUCUGAGAGAAGCUCAACAAUGUUUAGCAAAGUUCUCAAUUUCAAGUAGCCAUGCUUAAGCAACAGCACAUCUUCUUUCAUUUUUAUGCCUGAAUCAUUGGAGUUGGUGUUCAGUUAGAUGUAGGAUUUUAUUUUUGUAUGGUGUGUGUAUUUUUGCUGUAGAGACUCAUUGAAGACUCCUGUUUGGUGAAUUAUCCUGAAUAUGUUAAUAAAUAGUUGAAGUGUGUAUGUUUUGUUUUA
Molecule: messenger RNA, 2071 nt
Organism: Gavialis gangeticus (Gharial)
Lineage: Eukaryota; Metazoa; Chordata; Crocodylia; Gavialidae
Product: interferon-induced GTP-binding protein Mx1-like
Biological process (GO): defense response to virus
Cellular component (GO): membrane; microtubule; cytoplasm
Molecular function (GO): GTP binding; microtubule binding; GTPase activity
Source: RefSeq, a predicted model, not a curated record